Penicillium chermesinum is the source of this 1725-nucleotide messenger RNA. RefSeq lists its product as uncharacterized. Bases 1 to 1725 code for a protein of 574 amino acids. The transcript has a single exon. Lineage: Eukaryota; Fungi; Ascomycota; Eurotiomycetes; Eurotiales; Aspergillaceae. The record is from RefSeq and is a predicted model, not a curated record.
AUGAGUCUGGACGCUGGCGGUCUUGCUCAAAUGACCUACAAUAACUCUUUCAAUAAUGGCAGUUCCCUCGGUGUGCCUAGCUCUGGCUUUGCCUCCCGGGGGAAAGGCUCCCACAUCAAGCGGCUGAGUGUUCCUCCUCAAGUGGCUACCAUCGACGAAUCCCAGCCCUCCGUCUCUACGCCGCGUACAAGUCGCUCUCAUCUUUUGGCUGGGUUGCGUACCGCACCCCGGUCUGCGACCAUUCCCUCUCAGCAGCAGCGUAGUGCCAUGGAGGGUGGUCGAUUCCCCGUUCCAAACCGGAGUGAUCGUGUUCCCCAGACUGCUACGGGAGCUGGAUUCCCGCAGCACACAUUCGCUUCUAAUCAGGGUAUGAACCCGCGCCACCGGAACCAGACCCAGAACCGUCCUAUGUACACCAUGCCGGAGCAGGUGCUCGCACCUCCGUUGUUGGAUAUGGGAAACGGCGAUGUGAUGGAUGAGAAUCUGUACGCAGAGCUGAUGUCGACCAAUCUCUUUCUCGCGGCACAGCAGCAACGCCUGCAACAGCAAUUGAUGAGUGUUACCGCUGCUGCGCAGCAAUUCCAAGGACUCACCUUGGGAGCAAGUCUUCCUCAUCUGCAGUUGCAGCAUCAGCAACAGCAGCAGGUCGUCUCGCCCUCCAUGGCCAGUGCUGGAUUCUACCAGCAACAGCUCCAGCAGGGUGUUCAGCCGGUUGUGCAGCCUGUUCCAGGCCAACCUGGCUUGUUCUCCGUGUACAAUCCUCUUACAGGCCAGCAGAGCUAUGUCAUGGAUCACAAUUCCCCGGCCCAGGAAGACAAGCCCUUCUACAGCGAGAGACACAUGGCUACCCACCAGGUGCCCCAGUUCCGUGCGGAGAUUUCUCCCCCAGCAGACUCCGCUCCACUUUCAAUGCAUUUCCCCCAGCGGUCGGUCUCUCCGCCAAGUGGUACUCCUUCUCCACCAGCGGAGGCUACGGGCGCCUUUCGCCGAAACCAUCGGAAGAACGGAUCUUUCAAUCCUACAUUGAAAACUGGAAUUGACACUAUAAAGGCCAAUGUCGGCGCUGGACCUCGUUCGGCUGUUUUCCCUCCAACGCCUGCUACUGGCACCUUUGGACCUGGCCAGGCCCGUGCGGGGGAGCAUCCAGCUCGCCAGCCUCGUAAUCCGCCUUCUCUGGAGGAUCUUCUUGCUAAGCCAACAUCCAAGCAUGAGGGUAGCAAGAACUUUGCUACGCGCCAACGCCGACGUGCCGUCCACAAUCUGGUUCGUGCUGGAAUCGAGCGUCGCGCCGACUCUCGUAGCAAUGGAUACAACAGCAGCGGAGGCACGAACACUCCCGCUAGUGAGAAGGAGUUCACUUUCUCCGACGGCGACGAUGUCACUGUCCGCAGUGGAAGCCUCUCCAGCAAACCUAGCUUGGGAAGUCUCCGGGCUGCUGCCAGUGGUGCCAUUGGAUCCGAGCGCAAGGAGAAGUCCAGCCGCAGGUCUCCUGAUAGUCCCUAUCAGAGUGCCAGUCCUACCAGUGAGGAUGGAUAUUUCUCGGCCAGGCUGAAUGAGAUACGUUCGGAGCAAGCCUCCCAAGUCUCAUCGCCCUCUGGCGCCUCUUCUCCCUCUGUGGCGGCCGUGGUCGCGGGCCAGGGGCAGGUUGCUCAAGCACCCGAGCGUCGUAAGACACCUAUGCUUGUGCUGUCUAGCGCCGAAAAGCGCAAGACCCCCCUCAUGUAA